Messenger RNA from Acinonyx jubatus (cheetah), 1642 nucleotides. RefSeq names its product gap junction protein alpha 4 (gene GJA4). Lineage: Eukaryota; Metazoa; Chordata; Mammalia; Carnivora; Felidae. Gene Ontology annotation, cellular component: connexin complex. Bases 141 to 1142 code for a protein of 333 amino acids. The transcript is spliced from 2 exons. Gene Ontology annotation, biological process: cell communication. The record is from RefSeq and is a predicted model, not a curated record.
CGCCCCUCCGCGCUAUUUAAGGCGCCCCCGCCGUCCGGCGCCGUCCAGCAGGGCUCCCGCGGGCGCCGCUCCGCCGUCGCUCUAACCCCGCCGCCACCUGGGCCACCCGGCAGGCAGGCGACGGAGGAGGCCGGGUAGCCAUGGGUGACUGGGGCUUCCUCGAGAAGCUGCUGGACCAAGUCCAGGAGCACUCGACUGUAGUGGGCAAGAUCUGGCUGACGGUGCUUUUCAUCUUCCGCAUCCUCAUCCUGGGCCUGGCUGGCGAGUCCGUGUGGGGCGACGAGCAGUCAGAUUUCGAGUGUAACACGGCCCAGCCGGGCUGCACCAAUGUCUGCUAUGACCAGGCCUUCCCGAUCUCCCACAUCCGCUACUGGGUGCUGCAGUUCCUUUUUGUCAGCACACCCACCCUGGUCUACCUGGGCCACGUCAUCUAUCUGUCCCGGCGUGAAGAGCGGCUGCGGCAGAAGGAGGGGGAGCUGCGGGCGCUGCCAGCCAAGGACCCACGCGUGGAGCGAGCACUGGCAGCCAUAGAGCGUCAGAUGGCCAAGAUCUCGGUGGCAGAGGACGGCCGCCUGCGGAUCCGCGGGGCGCUCAUGGGCACCUAUGUGGCCAGCGUGCUCUGCAAAAGUGUGCUGGAGGCAGGAUUCCUGUAUGGCCAGUGGCGUCUCUAUGGCUGGACCAUGGAGCCAGUGUUCGUGUGCCAGCGCGCCCCCUGCCCCUACCUCGUAGACUGCUUCGUCUCGCGCCCCACAGAGAAGACUAUCUUCAUCAUCUUCAUGCUGGUGGUCGGACUCAUCUCCUUGGUGCUCAACCUGCUGGAGCUGGGACACCUGCUGUGCCGCUGCCUCAGCCGGGGGGUGAGGGCCCGGCAGGGCCAGGAUGUGCCCCUGGCCCAGCGCACCUCCUCGGAGCCCUACCCUGACCAGGUCUUCUUCUACCUCCCCGUGGGCGAGGGCCCCUCGUCCCCGCCUUGCCCUACCUACAAUGGGCUCUCAUCCAGUGAGCAGAACUGGGCCAACCUGACUACGGAGGAGAGGCUGGCUUCUUCCAGGGCCCCCCUCUUCCUGGACCCGCCUCCCGAGAGUGGUCAGAAAUCCCCCAGUCGCCCCAGCAGCUCUGCUUCCAAGAAGCAGUAUGUGUAGGGGGCUGGGGCUUAUGUCACCCAACAGAGGGGCCCAGGGAGGUCUGGCUGCCUUGGAUGCCCUCUCCCUAAAGACUGCAGGAAAGAGGGGAGCAAGGGAAGCAGAUGCUUGCUGGCCAGGAGCCCUCAUUGCAGAUUGUGUUUGAGCAUCUGGGGCUUUCCUGGUGACCAGAGGGGCACCAUGGAUCCCCCUCCAGAACAUGACUCUGCCACAGGCACAGACAAAGCCAGCUUGGGGUGCUCCAGACCAAGGGCCUUGUGGGGCCUCUGGACUUUUUCACCUGGUUCAGAGCAACCCGGAGCCAAUUUACCCCUCCCUCAUGAAAGAUUCACCUCUGCCCAUGUUGUCCUCACAGGAAAGGGCUGGUUGAGGCUGCUGGGUCAGAGAGCUCACACACAGCCUGUGCUGGAUCUGGCCCUGUCGAGGGGACUGGUGUCUCGUUCUCACUCCUUCCUAGUUCCACUGUUUAUGCUUCUAAAAUAAACAAGACUUGGUCACAA